Dermacentor andersoni is the source of this 4920-nucleotide messenger RNA. RefSeq lists its product as uncharacterized. The record is from RefSeq and is a predicted model, not a curated record. Gene Ontology annotation, molecular function: nucleic acid binding; zinc ion binding. NCBI's taxonomy places the organism in Eukaryota, Metazoa, Arthropoda, Arachnida, Ixodida, Ixodidae. Gene Ontology annotation, biological process: DNA integration.
AUGGCGGCGACGCGGGCGCAGACCGACGGCCCUCCGGCGGGGGCAAAGUGCAAAGUGAAACUGCCGAAGCUCGAGUUACAACGAUUUAGCGGCGCCGCCACGGAGUGGCAGUCCUUCUGGGAGCAGUUCGAGCAAGCGGUGCACGGAAACGACGGCCUCUCCAACGCAGAGAAGUUUUUGUACUUGCGAUCGGUGCUUUCGGGAAAAGCCGCAGCGGCCAUUGCCGGCAUUCAAGUGACUGGGGCAAAUUACACCACUGUCAUCGAACUUCUGAAAGAACGCUUCGGUCGACGAGACGUGCUGAUUCAAGACCACCUGACUCAGUUACUCGAAUUGCCACCGGUACAGAACGAAAAGGAGCACAUCGGCCUACGUCGACUCUAUGACCACCUGCAACGCAAUAUCGCUGGUCUCACGGCGCUCGGAGUCAAGACAGACAGUUACGGCGCCCUGCUCUCCUCCGCACUCCUGCGAAUGCUGCCAACGGAUCUUGUUGUCGGAUACCAUAAGGGACUUUCCGCUGCAAGCAAAGAUGACGCGAUCAGCAUCAAGAGUUUGCAAGCUUUUCUUAAAACAGAAGUAGAGAGCCGGGAAAAGGCACUGCAACCUGGUAAUCUCGCAGCCAGAGAAUCAAAACAUCGAGACAAAGAAAAGAGCAAACCUCAGAAAGGGUCAGCAGCUUCUCUCUUUUCUGCGGGUGCUUCGAAGCAGUCCAAUCCAUGUGCAUUCUGUGCUGCAAAAGAUCAUGCGACUCAAAAUUGUCAGGCGAAGAUCUCAUUGGAUGAAAAGAAGAAAAGGCUCACUGCAGCUGGCCGGUGCUUCCGAUGCUGCAUAAAAGGGCACACUUCAAGAGAAUGCCGCAACAAAAGAAUAAAAUGCAAGGAAUGUGGCAGAAGACAUCUGACUCAGAUGUGUGACCCGACAUGGAAGCCACGCGAGAAUAAAGCCACAGAGUUGCACUCUUGGACAGAAAAGAAAUCUGAAAAGGUGCCAACUGUGCUGCUCCAAACCGCUCAAGUAUGGGCAGAGGGACGAAGAAGAGCGCUCACUCGUCUACUCUUUGACGGAGGUAGCCAACGAAGCUUUGUCACUAAAAGACUUUCACGGGAACUGCAACUAGAGGUUGUAGGUGAAGAGGACAUCACAAUCUACCCAUUCGGAGGAGCAGGAAACAUUAUCAAAGAGAAGCGCAGAAGAGUAAAAAUUUGGCUAAGAAGUCAAUACGACCGUAAAGAGCACUCUAUCGAAGCUCUGGAAAUACCGGAGAUCUGCUCUGAUCGGCUUCACGUUCCUGAGGACAUCCUAAAAGAGGUGCAAGCGGACAUGGAUGAACUGGCAGACGUGACUGUUGCGCCAGCCCAUUUGAUGGGAAGCGGGAUCGACAUUCUUAUCGGUGCUGACUAUUAUUGGACUUUGGUGUGUGGUGAAGUCAAGAGGCUGCAAGGCGCACUAGUUGCGGUAAAGACCGAAUUUGGAUGGACUCUACAAGGAGCGAUUCCCAGCAGUAGCGCAGCUGCCUACUGCUCAACCGUGGCAGUGCUUCGUGCCGGAGUGUUCGCCGACACAACCAGCUUGUCCAAGGAGCUUAAAUCGUUCUGGGAACUUGAGAGCAUUGGAAUCAUCGACUCUUGUGCUCAAACGAACGAAGAAAGCGAGGAAGUCGGUACAUUUUCGGCAUCGGUAGAGAAAAAAGACAAGCGCUAUGAGGUAGCACUGCCCUGGAAACCCUUGAACAUGCAACUCGCCGACAAUAAAGCUGUUGCAAGGAAGCGCUUGACUAACCUCACGAAGAAGUUAAUCAAAGAUGAGGCGACACUGAUUAAGUAUGACGAGGCUAUCCGUCAGUACCUGGAACAAGGGUUCGCAGAACGAGUUCCAUCGCAAGAAAGCAACAACGAUGUAAGCAGAUUAUACUACAUGCCUCAUCGUGCAGUUUUUAGACCUGACAGCCUUUCGACCAAGAUUAGAGUCGUCUUUGACGCAUCUUCUCACGAUGCAGGUUGUAUAUCUCUGAACGAAGCCCUAGAACCAGGACCGAACUUGAAUCCAGAUUUACUUAAGGUUUUGCUGAACUUCAGAAUUCAUCGUAUCGGAUUAAGUGCAGACAUUGAAAAGGCAUUUCUGCAAAUUUCGGUGCAACCGGCUGAUCGCGAUGCCCUCCGAUUUCUUUGGUAUGGACAUCUUCCAACGAAGGAAGACCCAGAGCCUCCUAUUGAGGUCUGGAGAAAGACUCGUGUCCCUUUUGGCGUGACAAGUAGUCCAUUCCUCCUCGCAGCCACCGUGCGCCACCAUCUGUCCACGACAGAAGAUUAUCCAGAAAUAAGAAAAACCAUCAGCGAGAGCCUUUACGUGGACGACCUCAUAACAGGAGCGAACACAGUGGAGCAGGCUACAGAUUUCUACCGAGGGGCACUAGAUGUCAUGAAUCGAGCAAGCAUGACACUGCGUAAGUGGAACUCAAAUUCCAAGAAGCUGCAACAGCUGUUCAAUGACGAAGGAACCGGAUGCGCCCUUGGCUACAUGGAAUGUCCAACAACAGGUGUCUCACGGGUCCUCGGACUUGUAUGGGAUAAGGACAGAGAUCACCUAGCAUUUUCCAUGGAGGCCAUCUUAGAUUUCCUAGACCGAAACAGCAACACCAAACGAUUCAUACUUCAAGCAUCGGCUCGUAUAUAUGACCCACUUGGUCUCAUUUCUCCGGUCACAGUUACAACCAAGUUGAUGUUUCAAACACUGUGGGAAUUGGGUAUUGAGUGGGACGCCCCUCUGCCUGAAGAAGUAAAAGCAGCUUGGACGCAGUGGCACACCCAGUUACACCAUUUAACGGACAUAACAGUGUCAAGACGAUAUGGUAGCUUACCCAACGAUAGCUGGAAGGAAGUACACAUCUUCACAGAUGCCAGCCCCAAAGCUUACGGCGCAGUUGUAUAUUUGCGCAUCUCCGGGGUCAAGGAAGCAAAAGUUACUCUGGUCCUCUCAAAGUCCCGAGUAGCACCAAUUAAGAGAAUUUCUCUUCCAAGACUGGAAUUGAUGGGCAUGGUGAUAGGUGCUCGACUGAGGGAAUAUUUGGAGCGGUCACUGAGCCUUCCAAUAGCCAAAUGGUAUCUGUGGACUGAUUCAUCUAUUGCGCUGCAUUGGGUUCGAGGUCCCGCCCAACAAUGGAAACCCUUUGUCGCCAACAGAGUGUUGGAAAUUCAGCAGCGAUCGGACCCAGACAUCUGGAAUCACUGUUCUGGGAUCGAAAAUCCCGCCGACCUUUUGACAAGGGGAGUCACACCUAAGGCACUCAAGUCGAGCUCACUUUGGUGGAAUGGACCUGCUUGGCUUUCGAAGCCACCUACUUGCUGGCCAAGGCAUGAAGGCGCCGCUGACAUGAUCAUCGCAGAGGAGGAAAGAAGAACGCUUCGCGUUCACAACGUGACUGUAAAGGAAUCUGUCUUGCCUCUGCAGAAAUAUAGCUCCCUCUCUAGACUGGUUCGAGUGACAGCCUGGGUUUUACGAUUUUUCCACAACGCCAGGCACCCCGACCAAAAAUACGAGGGACCUAUUACGACAGAGGAAGUUCAAAAGGCACAUACUUGUUUGAUUCUUCAAGUACAAUUCGAGGCCUUCCAAGAGGAACUCCAGUGUCUUCGCCGCUCGACACGCAUGCCAAGCGAUUCUCCGAUACGUGAUCUCAGCGUCAUCCACGACGACGAUGGAGUGCUAAGAGUUGGAGGAAGGCUCAGUGCAGCAGACUUGUCCUACAACGUGAAGCAUCCUGUUAUCCUACCGUCAAGACAUCCCUUCACAGAGCUAACGAUCAGCGCAACCCACCGCCGUCUCCUGCAUGCAGGCGCACUGGAGACUCUUACCGAAUUGAGGGAAAUGUACUGGAUCGUGCGGGGAAGGCAAAUGGUGAAAAAGGUGCUUAAGAAAUGUAUGACUUGCAACCGUUUCAACAGCCGAGCUGCUACUGAGCCAGUCGCUCCUCUGCCUCGUGAGAGGGUGACACAAGCUCCACCCUUUGAUGUUACCGGUGUAGAUUUUGCUGGCCCACUGAACACAAAGGAUCAAGGAAAUAACCGGAAGUCUUACAUCGUUAUUUUCACAUGUGCAGUGACCAGGGCAAUACACCUUGAAUUGGUGACCGACAUGUCCACCUCAAACUUCCUGAUGGCGUUUCGAAGAUUUAUCUCGAGAAGAGGAGUUUGUCGAGUGAUCUUUUCUGACAACGCCAGGACAUUCCAGCGCGCUUCUAAGGAUCUAAGGCGACUAUGGACUACAAUAAGAGGAGAAGAAAUUCACAACUUCUUCACAAGCCACCAGAUCCGCUGGAAAUUUAUAGCUGAGAAAGCUGCUUGGUGGGGAGGAUUCUGGGAAAGAAUUGUUCGGUCCGUAAAAACAUCGUUGAAGGAGGUAUUGGGAAACAGCUACUGCAACUUCGAGGAGCUCACGACAAUCCUAACUGAAAUCGAAGCUGUCAUCAACUCUAGACCCUUGACCUACGUCUACACGGAGGCGAACGAACCCGAACCGCUAGCACCAUCGCACUUUCUAGUGGGAAAGCGACUGACCACUCUUCCUGACAGUGGCUCCACUACAGAGGUGGCUCAGCCCCCUGGUCAACUCACUCGUCGUUGGCAAUACCGACAAAGGAUGGUCGACCAGUUUUGGCGUCGCUGGCAAAAGGAGUACCUGACGAGUCUCCGAUCAGCACAUUUUGCUGUGCCAAGUUGGUCAAGCGCACUGAAGAAAGGAACUCUCGCUUUAGUCCAUGAACACUAUCUACCGAGGCAACUCUGGAAAACUGGACAAGUGGCAGAAGUCCUUCUCGGACGAGAUGGAAGAAUCAGAGCUUGCAUGGUGCGCACGCCUAAUGGAACCACAUUGAGAAGACCGAUUCAACUGUUGUACCCAAUGGAAUACAUGGACGAAUGA